Molecule: messenger RNA, 1473 nt
Organism: Cercopithifilaria johnstoni
Lineage: Eukaryota; Metazoa; Nematoda; Chromadorea; Rhabditida; Onchocercidae
Source: the annotation of a GenBank genome assembly
AUGAUUUGGAAUGAGGCAGUCAAUGAUGAAGCUUCAUGUAAACGGAAAAUUUACUGCCCGCAAUUGAUGGUUAUGGAUAUCAACAACGAGCCUCUCUACGCUAAAUGCAAAAAAAGAAUGCGGAAAGCUGAAGCUAAAAUGGUCUUUAAUGUUAGUACGAUGUCAUCAUUGCCUUCUGAGAAAGACAUAUUUGCUGCGUCAGUGAUUCAUAAUUUUCCUCGAAAUGGAGGAAAUGUAACUUAUGGCGAUGUUCUUUUGGAGUAUACUCCACAACCAAUACCAUCAGAUAGUAUGAGGAUACGCUUGUAUGUCGCGUUUCCUUCAGACAAAAAAGAGUGGUUCAACCAGGAAUGUUUGCAACGUGCUGGAUUAAUUGGAUUAUUAGUUCAAACAUUCAUUACUAUUGAGCUGAGCAAUUUCAAUAAUGGCAGCACAGAUGAUCUGCGCCCCUAUAUCCCCUUUUUAGAUGACUAUUGGGCAGAACAGUUAGCAGAAAUUCCGAUGGAAGACCGAACGAUGACAUCGGGAGCUUAUGUCGCAAUAUCUGAACCACAGUUCACAGAGAUGAUACCAUCUGUAGCACUUUUACAAUUAGAUAAAACAGCUGCUGAAUUAGCUCAUGAACGUCAUCUUGCAAAGUAUAUUCGUAGACGCCUUUCCCUCCUUGGUCAGUUGGAUGCCAACAAGUUGCUCCAUCUGGUUUUCCUCCUUUCACCGCAAAAGAGUGAUGGAACAGUAGAAAAGGACAAAAUCGAAACAAUACUUGACGUGAGUGUCAUAAAAUCUGCUGCCUUCCACUAUAUGCCUGCAGUUGCAUCCAAUGUGCAUCGUUUUUUACGGAAUGUAAAUCAUGAAAGUAAUCUACCAACUCAUCACUGUUGGCGUGUGGCGAGUUGGCAAGAUGAUGCAUAUAUACUGCAGCAUACAAGGGGUGGUGUCGUUGCAUCUUAUUUGGGUGCUGUUUUGCAUGAAGUCGGUCAUCUGUUCAAAAUUCCUCAUACUAAUUCUGGAAUCAUGUGCCACGGAGGUGAAAAUAUUCAAACGUUUUUCUUGCCUGCUAAAAAGCUAAAUCUCGGUUUUCCUUUGAAAAAAUUUCCAGCGCUGCAAAGAAGUGAGGAUGUACAUAUUUUCAAAAUUAAAGUUCAGCGUGAAGUCGUGUUCAAACAAAUCAUGGACAGUUUGCUCGAUUCCACAACAAAAUUGCUGAUGACUGUCCAUCCUUUAAUCACACACAAACCACGCAAAACAAUGUGUCAGAUUUCAUAUAAUGAGAAUACUGGCGUUGUGGAAGUAGAGUCAGGAGUGCGUUAUUUGGUCUAUUAUACAAAUAACGAUAUCAAACGUAUUUGUUCAUUUACGGAACAACGUAUGAAGAAAAGAGUGGUUUUGAAGACGAAGGGACCACCAAUUCGAGCUUUAAUUGUUACUGGCGAGGGUAAUUUUUUAUCAGUUCUUGUGACAAAUGCUUUAUGA